Molecule: messenger RNA, 1917 nt
Organism: Malassezia restricta
Lineage: Eukaryota; Fungi; Basidiomycota; Malasseziomycetes; Malasseziales; Malasseziaceae
Product: heat shock 70kDa protein 1/2/6/8
Exons: 1
Coding region: 1-1917 (638 amino acids)
Biological process (GO): protein refolding; vesicle-mediated transport; cellular response to unfolded protein
Cellular component (GO): plasma membrane; nucleus; cytoplasm
Molecular function (GO): misfolded protein binding; ATP hydrolysis activity; ATP binding
Source: RefSeq, a predicted model, not a curated record
AUGACAAAAGCUGUUGGUAUUGAUCUGGGUACCACCUACUCUUGUGUGGCUGUCUGGCAGAACGACCGUGUUGAGGUCAUUGCCAACGACCAGGGUAACCGCACGACGCCGUCGUACGUGGGUUUCACGGACACCGAGCGUUUGAUCGGUGAUGCCGCCAAGAACCAGGUGGCCAUGAACCCGCAUAACACUGUGUUCGACGCCAAGCGUCUCAUUGGCCGCAAGUUUUCGGACGCUGAUGUGCAGUCGGACAUGAAGCACUGGCCAUUCGCCGUUGUGGACCGCUCUGGCAAGCCAGUCAUCAAGGUCGAAUACAAGGGUGAGGAAAAGAUCUUCACGCCUGAGGAAAUCUCUUCCAUGGUCCUCUUGAAGAUGCGUGAGACUGCUGCUGCCUACCUCGGUGGUGAAGUGAAGGACGCUGUCGUCACGGUGCCUGCUUACUUCAACGACUCGCAGCGUCAGGCUACCAAGGAUGCCGGUGUCAUUGCUGGUCUCAAUGUGAUGCGUAUCAUUAACGAGCCUACGGCUGCUGCCAUUGCCUACGGUCUCGACAAGAAGGACAGCGCUGAGAAGAAUGUGCUCAUCUUCGAUCUGGGUGGUGGUACGUUCGAUGUAUCCCUGCUCACGAUUGAGGAGGGUAUCUUCGAGGUCAAGGCCACCGCCGGUGACACGCACCUUGGUGGUGAAGACUUUGACAACCGCCUCGUGAACCACUUCGUCCAGGAGUUCAAGCGCAAGAACAAGAAGGAUCUUACGACGAACGCCCGUGCUCUCCGUCGUCUUCGUACCGCUUCGGAGCGUGCCAAGCGCACUCUGUCGUCGGCCGCUCAGACCACGAUUGAAAUUGACUCGCUCUUCGAGGGUAUCGACUUCUACACCUCGAUCACUCGUGCCCGUUUCGAGGAGCUCUGCGGUGACCUCUUCUCGCACACGAUUGACCCAGUCGAGAAGGUGCUCCGCGACGCUAAGAUCGACAAGGGCUCCGUGAACGAGAUUGUGCUCGUUGGUGGUUCGACCCGUAUUCCUCGCGUGCAGAAGCUGCUGCGCGACUUCUUCAACGGCCGCGAGCCUAACAAGUCGAUCAACCCCGAUGAGGCUGUUGCCUACGGUGCUGCCGUCCAGGCCGCCAUUCUGACGGGUGACACGUCGGAGAAGACGCAGGACCUUCUUCUUCUUGAUGUUGCUCCUCUCUCUAUGGGUAUUGAGACCGCUGGUGGUGUGUUCACGCCGCUCAUCAAGCGUAACACGACCGUGCCGACCAAGAAGUCGGAGGUCUUCUCGACAUACGCAGACAACCAGCCUGGUGUGUUGAUCCAAGUGUACGAGGGUGAGCGUGCUCGCACCAAGGACAACAACCUGCUCGGUAAGUUCGAGCUCUCUGGUAUCCCCCCUGCGCCUCGCGGUGUUCCUCAGAUCGAGGUCACCUUCGAUGUCGACGCCAACGCUAUUUUGAACGUGUCGGCUGCCGACAAGACGACGGGUCGCUCGGAGAAGAUUACCAUCACGAACGACAAGGGUCGUCUCUCGAAGGAGGAGAUUGAGCGCAUGGUCGCUGAUGCCGAGAAGUACAAGGCUGAGGAUGACGCUGCUGCCGAGCGCAUCAAGGCUCGCAACGGCCUCGAAUCAUACACGUACAACCUGCGUAACUCGCUCAAUGAAGAGGCCUUCGCCAGCAAGCUCGACGCCUCGGACAAGGACAACCUUAAGAAGGCCAUUGACGAGACGAUCGAGUGGAUUGACAACACCCAGGAGGGCUCGAUCGACGAGUACAACGACAAGCAGAAGGAGCUCGAGGGCAUUGCCAACCCUAUCAUGCAGAAGGCAUACGGUGCCGCCGGUGGUGCCCCUGGCGGUGCUCCUGGCGCCGGCCCCGCCCCUGGUGGUGACGGGGGUCCUCAGGUCGAGGAGAUUGACUAA